This is a messenger RNA of Knipowitschia caucasica, 2508 nucleotides long. NCBI's taxonomy places the organism in Eukaryota, Metazoa, Chordata, Actinopteri, Gobiiformes, Gobiidae. The record is from the annotation of a GenBank genome assembly.
AUGAUCUCCACCACUAUCUGGUACCUGCAAACACACCAUCAGAGGACACCAUCAGAGGAGAGACACCAUCAGAGGAGAGACACCAUCAGAGGACACCAUCAGAGGAGAGACACCAUCAGAGGAGAGACACCAUCAGAGGAGAGACACCAUCAGAGGAGAGACACCAUCAGAGGACAGACACCAUCAGAGGAGAGACACCAUCAGAGGAGAGACACCAUCAGAGGACAGACACCAUCAGAGGACAACAUCAGAGGACACCAUCAGAGGAGAGACACCAUCAGAGGACACCAUCAGAGGAGAGACACCAUCAGAGGACACCAUCAGAGGACGCCAUCACAGGACACCAUCAGAGGAGAGACACCAUCAGAGGAGAGACACCAUCAGAGGACACCAUCAGAGGACAGACACCAUCAGAGGACAGACACCAUCAGAGGACACCAUCAGAGGACACCAUCAGAGGAGAGACACCAUCAGAGGAGAGACACCAUCAGAGGACACCAUCAGAGGAGAGACACCAUCAGAGGACACCAUCAGAGGACACCAUCAGAGGACACCAUCAGAGGAGAGACACCAUCAGAGGACACCAUCAGAGGACAGACAUCAUCAGAGGACACCAUCAGAGGAGAGACACCAUCAGAGGAGAGACACCAUCAGAGGACACCAUCAGAGGACACCAUCAGAGGAGAGACACCAUCAGAGGACAGACACCAUCAGAGGACACCAUCAGAGGAGAGACACCAUCAGAGGAGAGACACCAUCAGAGGACACCAUCAGAGGAGAGACACCCUCAGAGGACACCAUCAGAGGAGAGACACCAUCAGAGGACACCAUCAGAGGAGAGACACCAUCAGAGGACACCAUCAGAGGAGAGACACCAUCAGAGGACAGACACCCUCAGAGGAGGGACACCAUCAAGAGGACACCAUCAGAGGAGAGACACCAUCAGAGGACACCAUCAGAGGACACCAUCAGAGGAGAGACACCCUCAGAGGACACCCUCAGAGGACACCAUCAGAGGACACCAUCAGAGGACACCAUCAGAGGAGAGACACCAUCAGAGGACACCAUCAGAGGAGAGACACCAUCAGAGGAGGACACCAUCAGAGGAGACACCAUCAGAGGAGAGACACCAUCAGAGGAGAGACACCCUCAGAGGAGAGACACCAUCAGAGGAGAGACACCAUCAGAGGAGAGACACACCUCAGAGAGGAGAGACACCAUCAGAGGAGAGACACCAUCAGAGGAGAGACACCAUCAGAGGACACCAUCAGAGGAGAGACACCAUCAGAGGACACCAUCAGAGGAGAGACACCAUCAGAGGAGAGACACCAUCAGAGGAGGACACCAUCAGAGAACACCAUCAGAGGACACCAUCAGAGGAGAGACACAUCAGAGGAGAGACACCCCAUCAGAGGACACCAUCAGAGGAGAGACACCAUCAGAGGACAGACACCAUCAGAGGACACCAUCAGAGGGAGAGACACCAUCAGAGGACACCAUCAGAGGAGAGACACCAUCACAGGACACCAUCAGAGGGAGAGACACCAUCAGAGGAGAGACACCAUCAGAGGACACCAUCAGAGGACAGACACCAUCAGAGGACACCAUCAGAGGACACCAUCAGAGGACACCAUCAGAGGAGAGACACCAUCAGAGGAGAGACACCAUCAGAGGACACCAUCAGAGGAGAGACCAUCAGAGAGAGACACCAUCAGAGGAGAGACACAUCAGAGGACACCAUCAAGAGGAGAGACACCAUCAGAGGACACCAUCAGAGAGAGACACCAUCAGAGAGACACCCAUCAGAGGACACCAUCAGAGAACACCAUCAGAGGACACCAUCAGAGGAGAGACACCCUCAGAGGACACCAUCAGAGGAGAGACACCAUCAGAGGACACCAUCAGAGAGAGACACCAUCAGAGGAGAGACACCAUCAGAGGAGAGACACCAUCAGAGGACACCAUCAGAGGGAGAGACACCAUCAGAGGAGAGGACACCAUCAGAGGACACCAUCAGAGAGAGACACCAUCAGAGGACACCAUCAGAGGAGAGACCAUCAGAGGAGAGACCAUCAGGAGGACACCAUCAGAGGAGAGACACCAUCAGAGGACACCAUCAGAGGACAGGACACCAUCAGAUGGGACACCAUCAGAGGACACCCAUCAGAGGAGAGACACCAUCAGAGGACAGACCAUCAGAGGACACCAUCAGAGGAGAGACACCAUCAGAGGAGAGACACCAUCAGAGGAGGACACCAUCAGUGGAGAGAGGACACCAUCAGAGGACAGACACCAUCAGAGGACACCAUCAGAGGAGAGACACCAUCAGAGGACACCAUCAGAGGAGGACACCAUCAGAGGAGGACACCAUCAGAGGACACCAUCAGAGGACACAUCAGAGGACACCAUCAGAGGACAUCAGAGGAGAGACACCAUCAGAGGAAUAUAGAGCAUCAGAGGAGAGACACCAUCAGAGGACACCAUCAGAGGAGAGACACUUUAAAAUAA